Molecule: messenger RNA, 912 nt
Organism: Drepanopeziza brunnea f. sp. 'multigermtubi' MB_m1
Lineage: Eukaryota; Fungi; Ascomycota; Leotiomycetes; Helotiales; Drepanopezizaceae
Source: RefSeq, a predicted model, not a curated record
AUGGAAUACAAGCCUCUCCUCCCAGCAUCACCAACCCGUCCUGCUGGCCCGGCUUUCGAUUCUCUACAAGUCAAACUCAGUGCCCUCCAACAAAACUUCUCCCUCCAAACCCUCCUGCUCAUCGGCGCCUGCAUUCAGAGCCUCCUCUUCCUUCUCCCAAUCCCCAGAUUCUACUCAGUCGGCCCAGCUGUCGCUCUUCUCCUCUUCCGCAUCAUCAAAACCUUCCUCAUCACCUACAACAUCAUCCCUAACCCUUACAUGACAAACGCCAUCCUCCAGAAAUCCACCGCUCAACCCCGUGAUCUUAAUGGAAACUUCACCGGCCCGGGAAAGCAGAAGGUCGCAGUUAUGUUCCUGGGAGCGAAGAGCAAUCAUCCACUCGGUGUAUUCGAGCCGGGCUUUGCGAGGGUAGGGGGAUUUUUGAAGAAAAUGACGGAGGAGUUGAAUGGUGCUGAGACGCAAGAUUCUGGAUUCCUCGGCCAGUCAGCAACAACUCGCACGGACGCCAACGGCACCACCGAACGGAUCUUGAUCUCCUAUUGGCGCUCCCUCCAGGACAUCCACAACUUCGCCUACGGCCCGACCCAUCUCGCCGCCUGGCGCUGGUGGAACUCAAGUCUCAAAUCUUUGGAUCAUGUCGGCAUCAUGCACGAGGUAUACGAAGCUGAUGCUGGGAUGUGGGAGGGUCUGUACGUUAAUUUUCAGCCGACGCUGCUGGGCAGCACCACCUACCUGAAGAAAGAUGGGAAGCUGGUUGGUGGCGAGGUGGGAGACGAGUGGGUUAGCCCGCUGCUGGAUGCGAACCGAGGAAAGUUGAGGACGAGUAAUGGGCGGAGGGGACUCAUGGACAAGAAGGCGAAUUUGGACGCCGUUUAUGGGGAGAGGGCUGUUGAGAGCUACGAGACGAUUUGA